GCAGGACAGAGACGCACUCCUCGCUCCGCUCCGCUCCAGACGUCACACCAUUAGCCGAGUCAGCUAGCUAGCUAGCUGUUUAUAUCUGGGACAAGAUGUCAACCACGACCGGCGGCGGAGAGUUUGGCAACCCUUUACGGAAGUUCAAGCUCGUCUUUCUGGGCGAACAGAGUGUUGGGAAGACCUCACUCAUCACCAGGUUUAUGUAUGACAGUUUCGACAACACUUAUCAGGCAACAAUUGGCAUUGACUUUUUGUCAAAAACCAUGUACCUAGAAGAUCGUACGGUCCGGCUCCAGCUUUGGGACACUGCUGGACAGGAGCGUUUUCGUAGCCUAAUUCCCAGCUACAUCCGUGACUCUACCAUUGCCGUGGUUGUUUAUGACAUCACCAAUCUUAAUUCAUUCCAGCAAACCUCAAAGUGGAUUGAUGAUGUUAGAACAGAGAGAGGAAGUGAUGUCAUAAUCAUGCUUGUUGGGAACAAAACAGACUUGGCGGACAAAAGGCAAGUUUCUGUUGAGGCGGCAGAGAGGAAAGCUCGUGAACUCAAUGUGAUGUACAUAGAGACCAGUGCCAAGGCUGGCUAUAACGUCAAACAGCUGUUCCGUCGUGUUGCUGCUGCAUUGCCUGGGAUGGAUAGCACACCGGAGAAAAGCAAAGAGGACAUGAUCGACAUCAAACUGGAGAAGCAGCCAGAGAUGACUGUGACCGAGAGCAGCUGCUCAUGCUAGUACACCUCACCCUCACCCAGCCUGUCUCCUCCCCAACAACAGCUUGUCUCUCAGUGGCCACUCUCCCCACCCUUGGCACCCUGCCACUGGGACGGAGGACCUGUCUUUUUUUUUUUUUUUUUUUUUUUUUUUUUUUUAGCCUUUUUUUCUUUUCAACUCAGUGACUUUUCAGAGUAACCGUGUGGAUGUGCAUUACUGUAUUGAAACAGAUUAUCUGGGGGGGAAAAAUGGUUAAAAAGUAAACAUUUAAAACAGGUAAUAAGUUAAUGAUAUGUUCAGAUUUUCAUCCAGUUGCAUGGCAUUAUAUAGGAUUGCACACUGACAUAGCUAACCGCUCAUGAGUUAUUGCACAGUUUGGAUUCUUAGUGCUGUUACUCUUGUCAUUGUUGUAAAGUAAAACUGCUUGGGAUUAUUUAAAUGACUCUGCAAGGUUGAGUUCUCAACCCAUCGUAUCUUACUUUUUUAUUUUUAAUGGAGAGUUUGCCUACAACUCUUCCAUUUCUUAUUUCUUGACUUUGUCUUAUUAUGAGGAAGUAGAGACAGGAUCUUACAAGUGAAUUGCUAACCGUCAUUUUACCACAUUAAAAUGGUGGUUGGCAAUAGCUCAAAUGGAAGAGACUCAUUCAUUGGGUAUUAUUUAUACUGAACACAUCUUAAACUGCCAAAUACAACCUUUUUGUUAGCAGACCAAAUUGACAUAAUUUGAGACCAUAUUUAAAACAGUGCAAAAGGGAAGUGUAACCAAACAAUGAGGUGAUAGAUCUUUAAAGGGAAACUUUCCCAAGUUCAUUAGAAUGGCUUCUAACCUGACGCUAUGUCUGCAUUGAAACUAUAGCAACUGUCUUUCUAAAGUUGUUAAACUAGCUACACGCAUACUAACAUGUCCGAGGAGGAGUUUUCCUUUAUUAGAUGCCCCUAAUGUUGGAAACAUAAAAAAACAAAAGAAAAUGCCAGUGUUUAGUUCUUCCACGCUGAUGAAAAGUUGUCACUUUGGCCGCUCUGACGUACCCACCAUCUCAUUGAUGAUUUGUGUUGUGUUGACUACACUAUUGCAAGAACAUGCAGCAUGCUCACCAUGCAGGAUUUAUAUGGAUAAGAACACAGAUGCCUUGCUUGUUUGUUCACCAACGUUGUGCACUGAAUCAAGCCACAAUAUUGUAAAAUAUAAAAGAAGCCUGCUGACUGGUUCAUGGCUUCACUAGUUGUUUUGUAGAGCUGGUAGAUAAGAGUUUGUCCAUCAGAUACAGCUAACGCUUACUAACACCCUUGCUGUAAAAAAGGUGCAGAGAAGUUAGUCGCAGUAUCCUUUGCUGUAACGCUAUUUCCUGUGUAGGACUUGUUGGUUUUAUGUGUUUAUUUAUUUUGAUACUAGGCCAUACAGAUAACAUUGUAUGCUUGACCAAAAGAACAGAUUUUGUUGACACGCAUGGCGAACGUUUUUUUUAUUUUUAUUUAUUGUUUGCGUGUCUGCCGGUAAUCCACCUUAAGGCGACAACUCUUUUUCCUGUCACACUGAUAGAAAUUAUACUUUUGCAGUGUUUGUGUCGACAGUAGCUUGGUUUGCAGUCAAGGUAAAGGCUGCACUGUCUCCAGACACACACACACACAGUUUAACACAAACCAACUAACUAGCCAUAGCACAACAAAAGACACUGGUCAUUUGCUGUAGCUUGUUUUAAAAUGUCACGGUUUUAAAAUGGAUUAAAAAAAACAUGUAUUUGAUUACAUCAAACGACCAUUUUAACAUGAGCAGCUCUUCUAUUACUUGUCACUGACUAAAUACUCUGCUUUGUGCUAUUCUGAAUCUUGUCUGUCCAUUUGAAAUAUGCUGUCUACUCGUGUUUAGCAACGUUUGUGUGAAUAAUGUACUAUUACUAUGUGAUGUAUAAAAAGGAGAGUUAAUGAAACACAAGUGUAGGCCUAUCACAUGGAAUAAAAAUAAAGAUAUUUC
This is a messenger RNA of Anoplopoma fimbria (sablefish), 2682 nucleotides long. RefSeq names its product RAB41, member RAS oncogene family (gene rab41). The record is from RefSeq and is a predicted model, not a curated record. Gene Ontology annotation, molecular function: GTP binding; GTPase activity. The transcript has 8 exons. Lineage: Eukaryota; Metazoa; Chordata; Actinopteri; Perciformes; Anoplopomatidae. Bases 96 to 731 code for a protein of 211 amino acids.